Podarcis raffonei (Aeolian wall lizard) is the source of this 883-nucleotide messenger RNA. RefSeq names its product oxidoreductase like domain containing 1 (gene OXLD1). NCBI's taxonomy places the organism in Eukaryota, Metazoa, Chordata, Lepidosauria, Squamata, Lacertidae. The record is from RefSeq and is a predicted model, not a curated record. Gene Ontology annotation, cellular component: mitochondrion. The transcript has 2 exons. Bases 45 to 593 code for a protein of 182 amino acids.
GCGCAGGGACGGGGCGUGGCUUCUUCCCAGGCAAUCCGGAGCUGAUGUUGAUGCUGCUGUUAGUGGGCGCCCUCCGCUGCAGCCGGCGGCUGGCCGGGGCUCAGGCUGCAGCAGCAGCAGCAGGGGCCGGGCGCUCGCCCGGGAAGGAAUGCAUCUAUCUAUUCGGGCACUCACACAAUAGUGGGACUGCAGUGCUUUUGCACAGAUCCCAUCACAAGUACUUAGUUAACAUGUGGAGGUUUCCUGCAAUGCUGAUGGUCGAUGGACGGCGGUACAUGCACGCAGAUGCACAGGGCAAUGGUUCCAAAAAUGCUACUUCCCUGAUGGACAAGGAGCCUGACUCCAAGGAAGAGGCUGCUUCUUCAGAGGACAAAGAUUCUGCUUUUGCCAUCCCUCCAACACUUCUCCCCCCCACAAACUGUUGCAUGAGUGGAUGCCACAACUGUGUGUGGAUUGCAUACACUGAAGAGCUUCUGAAGUAUUACCAGGACGGUGGAGAACAGGCAUUAGCAGCUGUGGACAAACACAUACAGGAUGAGAAUAUAAAAACGAUCUUAAAGAUGGAGAUCAGAUUCCGAAUGAAAAAAGACUGAAACCUUUUUAGAAGAAAACAACAACACUGUCACAGCUACAUACCUCAUGCCUGGUCUUGGGCCAUAACAGAUUCUGAAGGAAAAAUCUAUCCUGAUUAUUUAUUCUCCCUUUUCUGAAGUAGAAGGGGCAAUUCUAAUUUUAAACAGGAGUCCCAGUAUUAUUAAGCCUAUCGGGAUGAUAUGCAGUCCUAAUAUUCAGUUAAAUUUAAACUACCUGUUCUUAAAAAGAUGUCCUUAUCCUGUAUCCUAUGAUGACUAUUAUGUUUAACUGUAUUUAUUAUUUAAUAAUG